Messenger RNA from Pecten maximus, 1889 nucleotides. Its product is annotated as YEATS domain-containing protein 4-like. The coding region runs from base 20 to 703 and encodes 227 amino acids. The transcript has 8 exons. NCBI's taxonomy places the organism in Eukaryota, Metazoa, Mollusca, Bivalvia, Pectinida, Pectinidae. The record is from RefSeq and is a predicted model, not a curated record. Gene Ontology annotation, biological process: regulation of DNA-templated transcription.
GGUAUAUUUGGCGCACAUAAUGGCUGAAGUUGCGUCCGAAGCAGGCGGACGUAUAAAGGGUACUACUGUGGUGAAGCCGAUUGUGUAUGGUAACAUUGCUCGAUAUUUUGGGAAGAAAAGGGAGGAAGAUGGACACACCCAUCAAUGGACUGUCUAUGUAAAACCGUAUAAAAAUGAGGAUCUAUCGGGGUAUAUAAAAAAAAUUCACUUCAAACUUCACGACAGUUACCCCAACCAUAACAGAGUGGUAACAAAGCCUCCAUAUGAAGUCACAGAGACGGGUUGGGGAGAGUUUGAAGUGAUCAUCAAAAUCUACUUUGUGGAUCCAAAUGAACGACCAGUAACAGUGUACCACCUGUUGAAGUUGUUCCAAAGCGAGACAGACAUAAUGCUUGGAAAGAAAUCUUUGGUUGUGGAGUAUUAUGACGAGUUGGUGUUCCAGGACCCGACAGCCAUGAUGAAUCAUGCCCUCACCAAUACACGACCAAUGUCCCUGGGGACAUACAAACACGAGACAGAUUUUGAUGAACGAAAGGAAAAGACAAUUAAUAAUAUUAAAGCUGCCAAUAAGAAGAUUCGCUACGAGAUACAGGAACUUAACGAACGCUUGAAACAGAAAAAAGAAAAUAUCAACAAGCUAAAAGAACACAUCAACAAAGUCGAGGAUGUGGACAUACAGCCAGAUGUGGAAAGUGUAACGUGAUCUACCGAAAUGUGUGUCGUAUUUCAUCUCAAUCAGGAAAAUAUUUCAAACAUUCUGGAAAAUGUUGAAAUUGUACCAUAAUGAGAAAUCUGAGUUUUGUUCAGAUUUUUGAAAUAAUGGUGUGUGUACAUCCAACAAUGAUGUUCAAAACAAUAUUCGAGGAGAGGCAAUCCUGUGUGUUGUAAACAUGUUUGUGAUGGAAGAAAUCAUUGCUUUCUAUUAAAUGUUGACAAUGUUUCUUAUCGGAGUAUGUGUACUGAAAAGAGGAUCACAAUUAACAUGUAUCUACUGACUGGUGAAGUAAUAGUGACGAUAUCGAAUAGUAAAUUGUUCAAUUUCUGAGUUAUUCCACUUCUAAAAACAAACCAUUACAGAAGUAACAUAAUUCAGGGUGAGAAAAACCUCUGAUAGCCCAGGUCCUGUAGAUUUGGUCUGGGGGCAAGUAAAAAUUGGCGACUACUUACUGUAAACAUGGAAAUUUACGCGAGGGGGAAAUUUCCGCUAAUUACACAGUCCUUUUGAUCGGGAAAAUUUUCUCCACACAUAUUAUUUUGAUAUCAAUUUGCAUAAUCUCGAGCUACAAACGAAUGUGUAUUGAUCACGAAAGUUACGCCAAGGCGUAUAGUUUACAUAUUGAAAUCAUGAAAUUAACCCCUCGCGAAAAUAACCACAUUUAUAGUACCCGAUUGGCGAGUGUGAAAUCUCUCUUUUUAAGAGUAAUUUAAGAUUAAGAUACCACUAAUUCAGUGUAAAAAGACCACUACAUUUCAUCUUUGGGUUGGUUACAUUUGAAUUCAAACUUAAAAGGACCAGUGAUGCUGGAUGUUUUUACCUGCCCUGUUGUUUAUGACAACAGUUCCCUCAAAAAUUGGACAAUUUACCUGUCAAUACUGUUAAUACAUACAAUAUGACUUCAUACUGUAGGGUCUGUUGUGUACACUGUACGUACGGUAUGUAAUCCGACGGUUCUGUCACAAUGUUGUGGUGUACACUGUACGUACGGUAUGUAAUCCGACGGUUCUGUCUGUGUUUUGCCAGGAUCCUUUACAGCAAAAUAUUUAAAAUAAAUAACAGAAUUCUUUAAUCUUGUUUAGGGUAUUUAUUGCGUUACAUAUACAUAUCAAUAUCAAUUGUAAGCUUAACAAGAAAACAUGAUAUAUGGACAGACAAUAUGCCAGGAAAAAAG